AUGUGUAGGACAUGUGGUUCGGGUCGAUUUCUAGACAAUGGACGCUGCGGCUAUGUGCUACGAACCUGUGGCCCCUUGGAUAAGACAUCUCGUUCCAGCAAUUAUGCCUCAAGACCAAGCUCCCAGAGCCCUCUUUUGUCUUCUAGACAUGUCCUAUUGACGCGUGAUAGCUGCGAGCUUGUCGUCCGCCUUUUGGCUGGCCGGCAUCUGCCCAAAGUAGUUAAACCUAUCGUCGAAGUAGAACUCAUCACUGAAUCCUGGAGUCCAUUCACCGGUCAAAAAUUCCAGAUACCCGUUCUUGGUGAGUAA
Protopolystoma xenopodis is the source of this 309-nucleotide messenger RNA. The record is from the annotation of a GenBank genome assembly. NCBI's taxonomy places the organism in Eukaryota, Metazoa, Platyhelminthes, Monogenea, Polystomatidea, Polystomatidae.